ACUUCUGGUGCAUUUUCUGGUGCAUAUAGUGCUUCCCUUGUCAAAAUCAUUCAAUGCGUGCUCACGGAUUUUUACAGCAACAUUCAUCAUCAACCAAAGUUCGAACGCACAUUCUGGAUAAGUCGAGUUAUUUCCAUGUUUCAAGCGCUUGGUGAUCAUAGUCAACUCUUAGGCUUUCGAUGGUAUGAAAUUCUAACUGAAGAGCACAUGGAGUUUACUCUUGAUCCUUGUAUGUGGAAACAUAACGCUGCGAAUAAAUACCAUGAUGGUAUGGACUAUGACGAUAACAAUCGCAAUCGACUGGUAAUGGAAGGACCGAGCAGGUAUAAUGACAAGGAAACUAUUGAACACUCCAAAGACGAUACAAUCAAGAUCACACAUACUUCCAUUGAACCUACUUGAUACAGUU
This is a messenger RNA of Rhizopus microsporus ATCC 52813, 409 nucleotides long. RefSeq lists its product as uncharacterized. Lineage: Eukaryota; Fungi; Mucoromycota; Mucoromycetes; Mucorales; Rhizopodaceae. The transcript has a single exon. The coding region runs from base 136 to 402 and encodes 88 amino acids. The record is from RefSeq and is a predicted model, not a curated record.